Messenger RNA from Neoarius graeffei (lesser salmon catfish), 764 nucleotides. RefSeq names its product microfibril-associated glycoprotein 4-like. Bases 42 to 764 code for a protein of 240 amino acids. The transcript is spliced from 5 exons. The record is from RefSeq and is a predicted model, not a curated record. Lineage: Eukaryota; Metazoa; Chordata; Actinopteri; Siluriformes; Ariidae. Gene Ontology annotation, biological process: elastic fiber assembly.
UAUACUUUUCACAGGUUGCUUUGAGAUCAUCUAGAACAAUAAUGAUCGUGUUGGUGUUGUUAUGGACGAGUGCGGUGGCGGUGCAGUCAAAAAGCCUGAUGUUCCAGCCUCUAGACUGUGCAGAUAUUUAUAACGACAGUUCUUGGACAAGUGGAGUAUAUAUGAUCUAUCCUGCUGGACCGAACUCGGGUCGCUAUGUGUACUGUGACAUGGAGACUGAUGGAGGAAAAUGGACUGUGUUCCAGAGAAGAAUGGAUGGUACUGUGAACUUCUACAGAGGAUGGGAGCAGUACAAGAACGGCUUUGGGCAUGCAGGUGGAGAAUACUGGCUGGGACUUGAGACAAUUCAUCUACUCACGCUGAAGAAGAACUAUGAGCUGCGAGUAGAUUUAGAGGACUUUGAAGGAAAUAAGGUCAAUGCAAAGUACAAAUCCUUUGGCAUUUCUCCGAUGGCUAUUAAUGCAGAACUGGACGGCUACACACUGCAAGUGUCAGGUUUUGAAAACGGUGGCGCAGGGGAUUCAUUGUCGUACCACAGCGGAUCAAAGUUCUCAACCUUUGACAAAGAUCAGGAUUUAUAUGAAGGAAAUUGUGCCGUUUCCUUUGUGGGAGCAUACUGGUAUAACUCCUGUUACCACUCCAACCCCAAUGGACUCUACGCAUGGGGAGAAGAAUCAAAACUCGGAUUCAACUGGAGGGCUUGGAAAGGCUUUAAAUCGCUGAAAAGCAUCUCAAUGUCAAUGAAACCAGUGAACCUGGCCUGA